AUGUGGACCUCUCAUGAUACUGUUGGAUUUGUUUUCUUAGCCGGUUUUUGUGUGCAAUUCGGAUUCUCCUUCGAAGGUCGCUUCACGGAUCUGCCCUCCAACAUGACGGUUAAAGAGGGACAAAACAUAGAAAUGGCGUGCGCGUUCCAGAGCGGAACUACGUCUGUGUAUUUGGAGAUCCAGUGGUGGUUCGUGAAAACGCCGGAGCCCAUUGACAGCGAGGAGGUCGUCGAUACUGAAGAGAUGGAGAUGAUACCAGAACCUGAUCCUGAUGAUGAGGGGACAAAAAUAAGUACAGUGAAGGUCCAGGGCAACGACAUCUCACACAAGCUGCAGAUGUCCAGAGUGAGCAAGAGUGACGAAGGGCUGUACGAGUGCCGGGUGACGCGGGCUAACUACGGGGAGAUUGUGGAGUACAAGGUCCAAGCCUGGCUGAAGGUCAACACCACGGCCAGACCACGGCGACCACUGACACCUCCCAAGAAGAGCUCGCCACUGCACCUGACGGACAAGAAGCCAAGAAAGUCCAACUCACCGCAGGACAGCAUGAGCUCAGACCAGAGGGUGUCCUCCACCUCCACCUCUCACACAUCCUCCAAUACAGUUCAACAGAACCCAGGCUCAGCUGCUCAGACAGCCUUAGCCACCUUCUAUGAGCAGCAGAGAGGUGUUGAGCUGAGGGCGACAGAGUUCUAUUACUCCUGUGCUCAGUGCAAACCCGUCCUCAUCCUCAUCAUCCUCAUCGUCGCCAGCAUCACCUUCGUCCUCAGCAUCUGCAUCACCGUCAUCAGCAUCCUCAGCAUCAGAUUAGCUGGGGGGAUGAGGCAUGUUUUCCUCCAUCAGAGCCAUGUGAGACUCAGAUCCACCCCAUUCAGCCCCUUCUCACCUUCCAGCUCCGACUACCACAAUAUAGCAGAUGAGCUGGCAGGCAAACAAGGAAGGAGAAGAAGAAAGGGUGGCUGA
This is a messenger RNA of Pleuronectes platessa (European plaice), 963 nucleotides long. RefSeq names its product V-set and transmembrane domain containing 2A (gene vstm2a). NCBI's taxonomy places the organism in Eukaryota, Metazoa, Chordata, Actinopteri, Pleuronectiformes, Pleuronectidae. The transcript is spliced from 8 exons. Bases 1 to 963 code for a protein of 320 amino acids. The record is from RefSeq and is a predicted model, not a curated record.